AUGUCACAAGAAGGGAAUCAAAUGCCCACAGCAAGUGGCAUGCCAUCUCCAAACCAGACAACCCAAGAAUCCAACACACAUCCACCGUCCCAUUCUCCACCCCCUCGCCCAACAUCCGACACUAGCGAGCAGGAAAUGGGGCAAUCCUGCGAAUUUCACUCCUAUUACUCUACCACGCCUGCGCCCGUCCAGCAAGCGCAAAUCAUGCAGCACGAACAACACUCUUGGAUCAGUCAGCAAAUUGCAGAAGCCCAAGAGGUGUUUGCCAGGAUCGAGAGGCUGAACAGGCGAUUAGAGCAAGUUCGGAGUCGCCGGGAGGAAAGAAUGGUUCGCCUUGGUGAGCUACGGAGGGAGUUGCUUGCGUUGCAGCGUGCUGGGUCUGAUGCCGACAUUGAUGUUAAUGUUGGUAAUGCCGUUGGCGAUGAGGGGUCGUGGAGGGAUUCGGGUGCUUCUACGGUGCGGAGUGGAAAUGCGCCGCGGGGCAGCAUCGAGGACGUUGGCAAUGUUGUUGAUGAAGGCGACGGGGCCGAGGAGGAUGCCUUUGUCGACGAUGAUGCACAUUUACCCGAGUUGGCACUUUGUCGUUUUUCAAGCCCAUGGUACGACUCCUCUGCCCGCUCUUAUGAUGGGGAAAACAAUGAAGACAUUGUACGAAGAGACGGGAAUGCUAUAGGGGGGUUUAUCUCAGAUGGCGAUAUGGUAUACUGGUCGGAGUAG
Messenger RNA from Cucurbitaria berberidis CBS 394.84, 717 nucleotides. RefSeq lists its product as uncharacterized. The record is from RefSeq and is a predicted model, not a curated record. The transcript has a single exon. Bases 1 to 717 code for a protein of 238 amino acids. Lineage: Eukaryota; Fungi; Ascomycota; Dothideomycetes; Pleosporales; Cucurbitariaceae.